UUUUCACACACUGCCACGGAAAAUCCGAGGCUCUCACAAAAUCGUACGGAGAAGUGAGCGGAUUCAGUGCGUGCCGUGUCCGUUCGCAGCAGUUCCCGUAUUUUGUUUGUCAACCUUGGACGAUCGUCUAAAAUUAAACUGCAUUUUUUCUUGUUCAACUAAUCCAGAAAAAUGCACGCCUUAUCGUCGUUGGUCAAAUCGACAAUCCCGAAUUACCUAUCGGGUCUUCCAAUUCCAGACUCGAUCGGUGGAUGGUUUAAACUGGGAGUUAGAGACUGGGCAGCCUUGGUUCCGCCGACCGCGGUUCUUGCUGGAUUCACGUACCUGACUUACAGAGCGUUCUGUCCCCAUGGCAGACCAGUACCUUGCAAGUCCAUCAACCAGAACAUUCUGAAGACCAAUCCGAAGGUGGUUGACACCAUCGACGUGGAGGACAUCGCCGAUAAAGCCGUCUUCUGCCGCUGCUGGAAAAGCAAAAACUGGCCGUAUUGCGAUGGUGCUCAUGGAGCGCACAACAAAGAAACCGGGGAUAACGUCGGACCUGUUGUGAUCAAGAGGAAGGAGAAAUGAGGUCGUUGCGACGAAUUCUCAGACCUGUAGAACAAUUUCCUCAAUAGUUAUUAAUCAAUUGUCCAUAAGGUGGUUUAAGCAAUUUUCUUUCUUUCGAAAAACUCUACUCAUAAUAAACUGUUAAAAAAAAGGCAAAAAAAAAA
This is a messenger RNA of Nicrophorus vespilloides, 713 nucleotides long. RefSeq names its product CDGSH iron-sulfur domain-containing protein 2 homolog (gene Cisd2). The coding region runs from base 172 to 570 and encodes 132 amino acids. Gene Ontology annotation, biological process: regulation of autophagy. Gene Ontology annotation, cellular component: mitochondrial outer membrane; intracellular membrane-bounded organelle. Gene Ontology annotation, molecular function: 2 iron, 2 sulfur cluster binding. Lineage: Eukaryota; Metazoa; Arthropoda; Insecta; Coleoptera; Silphidae. The transcript has 3 exons. The record is from RefSeq and is a predicted model, not a curated record.